AGAAGGAGUGAAAGUUUAGAGAGAAGGAGAAAGAAAGAUCCUCUGACUCCUGGACUUAGUCUGUAGCCUACUCAUUGUUUCUGCAGGAGCAGCCAGCCUCCGGAGGCACGAGGACAUUCCAACCAAAAUGCUGACCAUGCAGUGUUUGAGUGUGUUGCUGCUGUUAGAGCUGGCUCUGGCCCAGUACGAACACCUUGGCUACCCUCCGGGCUACCCCGAGCCCGAGCAGGAGCAGUACUCGCCCCCCCAGCUGACGCCAGACACGCCCAGGAUCCAGCUCAGACUAGCGGGGGACAAGAGGAAACACAACGAGGGGCGCGUGGAGGUUUUCUACAACAAUGAAUGGGGAACUGUCUGUGACGACGACUUCACCAUCCACGCUGCUCAGGUGGUGUGCAGGGAGCUGGGCUACCUGGAGGCCAUCUCAUGGUCGCCAUCCUCCAAAUAUGGGAAAGGACAAGGACCCAUCUGGUUCGACAAUCUCCACUGCACCGGUAAAGAGAAGACCUUGGCGCUGUGUCCCUCCAAUGGGAUCGGUGUUUCAGACUGCAAACACAGUGAGGAUGUGGGCGUGGUCUGCAGCGACAAGAGGAUCCCAGGGUUUAAAUUUGUCAACACGCUGCCCAACCACGUAGAGAACCUUGAUAUUCAAGUAGAGGACGUGCGCAUACGAGCCAUCCUGUCGUCGUACCGUAAGCGAAUCCCGGUAACCGAGGGCUACGUGGAGGUCAAAGAUGGCGGCAAAUGGAAACAGAUCUGUAACGCAGAGUGGACCCAGCUCAACGCCAGAGUCAUCUGUGGCAUGUUUGGCUUCCCCGGGGAGAGGAAGUACAAUGCCAGAGUCUACAAGAUGUUUGCUCGCCGGAGAAAGCCCACAUACUGGGACUUCUCGGUCAACUGCACUGGCAAUGAAGCCCAUUUGUCCAGCUGUAAACUGGGCCAGACUGCAGCUCUGAAGUCCAAUGAGAGCUGUGCUGGAGGGCUGCCUGUGGUGGUGAGCUGCGUACCCGGCAGAGACUUUGCCCCGACGUCCAUGACAGGAUUCAGGAAGGCCUUCAGACAAGAGCAACCGUUGGUGCGUCUCCGUGGCGGGGCCAUCGUAGGCGAGGGCCGAGUGGAGGUGUUGAAGAACGGAGAGUGGGGAACCAUCUGUGAUGAUAACUGGAGCCUGCUGUCGGCCACCGUGGUGUGUCGAGAGCUGGGCCUCGGGACGGCCAUAGAGGCCCUGUCUGGAGGCCGCCUGGGACAAGGAAUGGGUCCAGUGCAUAUGAAUGAGGUGGAGUGCUCUGGGUUUGAGAAGUCCAUCACAGAGUGUUAUUUCAACAAGGAGGCUCUCGGCUGCAGCCAUGAGGAGGAUGCAGCCGUCAGGUGUAACGUUCCUGCUAUGGGCUUCCAGGAGUCGCUGCGUCUCAGUGGAGGUCGUAACCCCUACGAGGGCCGUGUGGAGGUGCUGGUGGAGAGGAACGGCUCUCUGGUGUGGGGGACGGUGUGCAGUGAGAACUGGGGGACCAUGGAGGCCAUGGUGGUCUGCAGACAGCUGGGCCUGGGCUUCGCUAGCAACGCUUUCAAGGAGACCUGGUAUUGGCCUGGACAGGUGAACGCGGACGCCGUGGUGAUGAGUGGCGUCCGCUGCUCCGGGACGGAGAUGUCUCUGUCCCACUGCCUGCACCAUGGGGCCCACCUCAGCUGCUCCAAGGGAGGAGGGGGACAUUCAGCUGGAGUCUCCUGCUCCGAGACGGCUCCUGACCUGGUGUUGAACCCUCAGGUGGUGGAGCAGACCACCUACAUGGAGGACCGGCCCAUGUUCAUGCUGCAGUGUGCCUAUGAGGAGAACUGCCUGUCCUCCACCUCCAGCCAGGCUCCUGCUAACUCCUACCGCCGCCUGCUGCGCUUCUCCUCCCAGAUCCACAACAACGGCCAGUCGGACUUCAGGCCCAAAGCUGGCAGACACUCCUGGGUCUGGCACGACUGUCACAGACAUUAUCACAGCAUGGAGGUGUUCACUCUCUACGACCUGUUCAGCCUCAAUGGGACUAAAGUGGCAGAAGGACACAAGGCCAGCUUCUGUCUGGAGGACUCUGAGUGUGAUGAAGGUAUUGAAAAGAGAUAUGAAUGUGCUAACUUUGGAGAGCAGGGCAUCACUGUGGGCUGCUGGGAUACCUACAGGCACGAUAUCGACUGCCAGUGGGUCGACAUAACUGAACUCAAGCCUGGAGAUUACAUCUUCCAGAUAGUAAUUAAUCCAAACUAUGAGGUUCCUGAGUCAGACUACACCAACAACAUUGUGAAAUGCAGAUGUCGAUAUGAUGGCCAUCGUGUGUGGAUGUACAGCUGCCAUAAUGGUGGCUCAUUAAGCACUGAAACAGAACAGACGUUCCCAGGCCUCCUCAACAACCAGGUGACCCACAGGUAAAGACCAAGCAGAGGAGAGGAGUUACUGGCUGCCCACCCCACCCGUUUCCCCACAGGAACACCAUCUGAAGCCCACCAACCACUACCAGC
Messenger RNA from Centropristis striata (black sea bass), 2502 nucleotides. RefSeq names its product lysyl oxidase-like 2b (gene loxl2b). Gene Ontology annotation, cellular component: membrane. Gene Ontology annotation, molecular function: protein-lysine 6-oxidase activity; copper ion binding. NCBI's taxonomy places the organism in Eukaryota, Metazoa, Chordata, Actinopteri, Perciformes, Serranidae. The transcript has 14 exons. Bases 128 to 2413 code for a protein of 761 amino acids. Gene Ontology annotation, biological process: sprouting angiogenesis; peptidyl-lysine oxidation. The record is from RefSeq and is a predicted model, not a curated record.